AUGUCGCUACUACGACCCUCAAUUGCAGGGCGACUGCUUAGAACAGGCGUACCCUCCAUUCGAAAUGCCACCCCGGGCGCCGUACGAUUCGAGAGCACAGCAUUGGGAACGCCCCUCACCCAGACAGAAGGGACCACCACCGAGGUACAGGUCACUAGACGCAACCAGCCAGAAUACACGGCCGCAGUUGAUCAAGCUUCGUCAACAUUCUCCCCGGUUCCAAAGCGAGUCAUGAAUGGCAGUGAGCCUGGAGAUGUCCUCCCAGCUGCCGUUCUUUCUGGAGCACCAAUCGAACUACAAGCCAGAACUGUCCGCAUAUACCGUCCGACCAAGACCGCAACACAGUCAGGAGAUUGGCAUGGGCAUCACUGGCGCAUGGACUGGGAUAUCCUCCCAAAGGGGCACCGUUGGGAGAACCCAUUGAUGGGCUGGCAAUCAUCGGCAGAUUUCAUGCAAGGUACACACAUGAGCUUCAAAUCCAGGGAGGACGCGAUCAGGUUCGCGGAGAAGCAGGGAUACGAGUACUUUGUGCAGGAGCCGAACACGCGGAAGACUACCCCUAAGGCCUAUGCGAACAAUUUCCUAUGGAGUGAUAAGAAGUUGAAGCAUAUCCGGACGAAGUAG
Drepanopeziza brunnea f. sp. 'multigermtubi' MB_m1 is the source of this 624-nucleotide messenger RNA. RefSeq lists its product as uncharacterized. Lineage: Eukaryota; Fungi; Ascomycota; Leotiomycetes; Helotiales; Drepanopezizaceae. The record is from RefSeq and is a predicted model, not a curated record. Gene Ontology annotation, biological process: electron transport chain.